UUUUUCCUUCGAUUUUAUUUUGCAAAAUGAUAGCUUAGUUCUUUAUCUUUGUGUUUAUCAGAUGGUGAAGAAGACAGACAAAAAGAAGGGGCGCUCUGCCAUCAACGAAGUCGUCACUCGUGAAUACACAGUAAACAUCCAUAAGCGAAUCCAUGGAGUUGGUUUUAAGUACCGUGCCCCUCGUGCCAUUAAGGAGAUCCGCAAGUUUGCAGAAAAAAUGAUGGGCACCCCUGAUGUUCGUAUUGACACUCGAUURAACAAGCACGUCUGGUCUAAAGGAAUCAAGAAUGUUCCAUACCGAGUACGUGUUCGCUUAGCCCGCAAGAGAAAUGAAGAUGAGGAUUCUGUUCAUAAACUCUAUACCCUAGUAACAGUAGUUCCUGUAACAGGCUUCAAAGGUCUUCAAACCCAAAAAGUUGAGAGYGAAGAUUAAUCUCCUUGAUCUGUCAAUAAAAUAUUUCCAUCUGUA
Molecule: messenger RNA, 469 nt
Organism: Actinia tenebrosa (Australian red waratah sea anemone)
Lineage: Eukaryota; Metazoa; Cnidaria; Anthozoa; Actiniaria; Actiniidae
Product: large ribosomal subunit protein eL31
Biological process (GO): cytoplasmic translation
Cellular component (GO): cytosolic large ribosomal subunit; ribosome
Molecular function (GO): structural constituent of ribosome
Source: RefSeq, a predicted model, not a curated record